Lecanosticta acicola is the source of this 324-nucleotide messenger RNA. Lineage: Eukaryota; Fungi; Ascomycota; Dothideomycetes; Mycosphaerellales; Mycosphaerellaceae. The record is from the annotation of a GenBank genome assembly.
AUGAGAGUCGCCGAGUUCUUGUCGGACCUCACGUCUCUGCAAGUUUGCGUACGUUGGCUCCAUCCACUCCUUCUACGAUUCCGCUGUUGACACGCGUAGGAACCCAUUGCUGCCCUUGCUCUUGUCUCUGCGAGACCCGACAAACCAUCAGAGACCAAUGGAACUACGCAGAAUUCUGGCAAUGACGAGGAUGACCCAGAUCUGAAGCGUGCGAAAGAUCUGUUGGACCUGCACGGAAGCGUGAAGCUCGCCCACCAGGAUGGAACCGAUAAGGAGCUCAACGAGGCCCGAGACGCCGUGGCCAAAGUACUGCGCACGCUAUAG